This is a messenger RNA of Coffea arabica (coffee), 1005 nucleotides long. Its product is annotated as UDP-glycosyltransferase 13-like. The record is from RefSeq and is a predicted model, not a curated record. Gene Ontology annotation, molecular function: UDP-glucosyltransferase activity. Lineage: Eukaryota; Viridiplantae; Streptophyta; Magnoliopsida; Gentianales; Rubiaceae.
AUGUGCUGUAUUAGUAGCUCAGUUCAUCUCCUGCAUCCUCUCUUGGCUUCCUUAUGUACUCCGCCUCUAUCAGCCAUCUUCGCUGACUUUGCUGUUGCAGCCGAUAUCAAUCGUCUAGCUGAUGAAUUAUCUAUCCCCUUUUACAUUGUAUCCACCACUUCAGCUAGAUUUUUUUCGCUUAUGGCUUGUCUUCCUGACUUGAUACUCGAAAGCAAAAGUUUGGAAGACUCUAGCAUUCAGCUUCCGGGUUUAGCUUCGGUGCCAAUUUCAAACCUUACUCCUCCCUUCAUUACUCCAGAUCAUAUUUUCACAGCUCACAUCCGUUUAAAUGCUCAAUUUCUCUCGAAAGCCAAGGGUAUUCUACUUAAUAGCUUUGAUUGGUUUGAGUCUAAAUCAAUUGCUGCAUGGCUAGAUGGACAACCAAAUGAGUCUGUAGUCUAUGUUAGCUUUGGAAGCAGAACAGCAUUGUCAAAGGAACAAAUAAGAGAACUAGGAAAUGGACUGGAGAGAAGUGGAGGCAGAUUUCUUUGGGUAAUAAAGACUACCAAAGUUGACAAAGACGAGAGGGAAGAUCUGCAAGAUUUGCUUGGCAGUUCAUUUCUUGAAAGAACAAAGAAGAAGGGGCUAGUUUGUAAAGGAUGGGUGGAGCAAGAGCAAGUUUUAGCGCAUCCAGCAAUCGGAGGAUUUGUAAGCCAUUGUGGGUGGAAUUCUGUAACUGAAGCAGCUCGAUUUGGGGUGCCUAUACUGGCUUGGCCUCUAAAUGGAGACCAAAAGUUGAACGCAGAAGUGACAGAGAAGGCAGGCCUUGGAGUAUGGAUGAGGCACUGUGGUUGGCUGGGGGAGCACCUAGUGAAGGGAGAGGAGAUUGGGGAUCAAAUUGUCCAGUUGAUGCAGGAUAAAACAUUGAGGAUAAAGGCAAAGAAGGUGAAGGAAGAAACUAGGAAGGCCUACGAAGUUGGUGGGAGUUCUAAGAAAGUGCUUCUGGAAAUCAUAGAAAAUCUUUGA